AUAUUUUAUCUCUGAUAGCGAAUGUAAACACCUAGAUUUAGUAGACGUAUAUUAUUAUCAAUUUAUUAUUUUCGUAAUCGUGCAAAAGCAGUUGGUGACAAGUUUCUUCAAAGAUUAUGUCACUUCAAGUUGAAAUAUGUCAUCGGUGUUAAUUAGGUUUUAGGUUAAAUUAUUUUUCAGGAUCAAAUAAUAUAAUAUAAGUUUAAAAAGGACGUGAAAAAAAAAUGGAAAUAACUCAAGAAAAGUAUUAUCCCAAUCCCAGGGAAAAAGCGAAUCAGUUUUCCGUCUUAUUUUUUGGGUUUGCUUACGAAAUGUUCAAAAAAGGCUACAAAAAAACAUUAGAAGUAGAAGAUUUAUAUAAUCCUCUCAAUAUUGAUAGAAGUAAAUUGCUCGGAGACGUCUUACAGAAGAAUUGGGAUGUGCAAAUAGAAAAAUCGAAAAAUACGAAUUCAAAACCGAGUUUAUUGAAAGCUCUAGUCGCAACGUUUUGGUUUGAAUACUUCAAACUAGCAAUAAUGGCGGCUGUAACGGAUCUUUGCUUGAAAACCGUACAACCUCAAAUUUUGGGUAUGUUAUUGGCAUAUUUCAAGCCAGAAUCAGAAGUAACGAGAUCAGAAGCUUCCAUGUACGCCGGGAUCAUAGUUCUGAUCAAUAUUUGUAAUUUUUCCAUUGGAGGUAGAUAUAUGUUGGAAGCUUUCCAUAGCGGUAUGAGGAUACGAGCCGCGUGCUGUGCUCUUAUGUAUAGAAAGGCGUUGAAAUUGAGUAAAACGGCUUUAGGUGAUACUGCUUCGGGGAAAAUCGUGAACCUUCUAUCUAACGACGUUAGUAGAUUUGAUGUCGUGUCGUUAUUUAUAAAUCAAAUGUGGAUAGCGCCACUGGGAUCUCUAAUUAUAAUGGGGCUUUUGUACAAAGAGACUGGGUAUGCUGGGGUCGUUGGAAUUUUUGCCGUUUUCAUCGUAGUUUCCAUACAAAGUUAUACCGGGAAAUUAUCGGCAAGAUACAGAAAACAAACUGCGUUAAAAACUGACGAAAGAGUGAGGUUAAUGGACGAAAUAAUAUCCGGAAUACAAGUGAUCAAAAUGUACGCUUGGGAAAAUCCUUUUAGAAAAAUUAUUCGUUUUGCGAGAAAAGCCGAAAUUAAAUACGUCACAAAAUCCUCAUACGUCCGGGCAUUAUUUAUGGCUUUUAAUUUAUUUACAACUAGAUUUUCAUUAUUCGUAACUUUAAUGACAAUCGCGUUGUCUGAAGGAGAAAUUACGGUCGCAAAGGUAUUCGUGGUAAUGUCUUAUUUCAAUUUACUUUCUAUGUCGAUGUCGACUAUGUUUACGAGGGGUAUAUCAGAAAUGGCCGAAGUUUUCGUAGCAAUAAAAAGAAUAAGAGAUUUUCUUUUAAACGAAGAAUUCGAUCAAAGGAAAAUACAAACUUACACGAAUGGAAAUAUAAAGAGCGUCGACGAUUUCACCGAAAUGAUAAUUUUGAAAAAUCUAACAGUAAAAUGGAACCUCAGCUACAGCGACAACGCUCUCGAAAAUAUAAGUUUGAACGUGUCCGAUGGGCAAUUGGUGGGUAUCAUAGGACCUGUUGGUAGCGGCAAGAGCUCAUUAUUACAAACCAUUUUAGGAGAACUCGACGUCACCAAUGGAGAUAUGAAAAUAAACGGACAAAUAUCUUAUGCCUCGCAAGAACCUUGGGUAUUCGCCGCCACCAUACGACAAAAUAUUAUUUUCGGCGAGGAAUUCGAUAAAAAACGUUACCAUGACGUCAUCCAAGCCUGCGCUUUAGAAAGAGAUUUGGAACAAUUCGUUAACGGCGAUCAAACAAUUGUGGGUGACAGAGGUGCUUCUUUAAGCGGCGGUCAAAAAGCUAGAAUAAAUUUGGCGAGAGCAGUAUACAGGGAUGCCGAUAUUUAUCUAUUAGACGAUCCUUUAUCGGCUGUGGAUAUCCACGUUUCCAAACAUUUGUACGAAAAAUGCAUCAACGGAUAUUUAGCGAACAGAACGAAAAUUCUAGUCACACAUCAAGUACAUUAUUUGAAAGAUGCAGAUCACAUCGUUAUUUUAAAUAACGGCCGUAUUGAAGACGAAGGUACGUUCAAUCUGUUAGCUGCUAGUGACAACGUUUACGCUAAAUUAUUAACAGCCGAACCUGAAAAUACCGAACAGCCAAAAAAAAUAGACAACGUGAAAUUUUCGAGGCAGCUUUCGCAACGGAGUCGUAAAGAUUCGAUGGCUAGUUUAUCCAGCGCUAUGAGUAUAGCUGAUACUCUACCGGAUUUAGAAGAAAUUCACGACGAUAACGACAAAGAAAAAGAAUUCAACGUGAAGGAUCUCCAAGAAGAAUCUUCCAAAGGGAAAGUUCACGGUUCAUUGUUAUUCAAAUAUAUGUUAGCCGGAUCUAACAUAAUCGCAGUCAUUUUGGUCAUCCUUUUAUAUUUAGGGGCCCAAUUAUCUGCGAGUAGUGUCGACUACUGGGUGAGUUAUUGGGUUAACGUCGAAGAAGCUAGAGCUGUUAAUAACACCGUCACGUCGUUUUAUAUAAUACCUUCAAUUGAUUUAACCACCAGGAAUUGUCUUUACAUAUACGCUACUUUUUUGACCGCCCUGUUUAUUGUCGCUAUGACCCGAUCUAUAUUUUUUUAUAAAUUGGCCAUGUUGAGCUCGGAAAAGUUGCAUUAUGUUAUUUUUAAUAACGUCGUUGAGGCUACGAUGCGUUUUUUCGAUACGAAUCCGGGCGGGAGAAUUUUGAACAGGUUUUCGAAAGAUUUGGGCGCCAUCGACGAAAUGCUACCGAAGGCUAUUUUGGAUUCUACACAGAUCCUACUAUCAAUGUUUGGUUCACUACUAUUGAUUGUCGUGGUAAAUCCUUACUUUUUAAUCCUAAUAUUCUUUUUAUCUAUAAUUUUUGGUUUUAUGAGACGCGUAUAUCUAAAAUCCUCUAAGAACAUAAAGAGAUUAGAAGGGAUAAUGCGAAGUCCUGUGUUUACUCAUUUAAAAGCAACCAUAGAAGGUUUAACAACAAUCAGAGCAUUUAGAGCCCAAGCAAUCCUCACCGAAGAAUUCGACCAUCACCAAGACUACCAUUCGAGCGCUUACUACAUGUUUAUAGUAGCUAGUACCGCAUUUGGAUUCUACUUAGACAUGUUCUGUGCUGCUUUCUUAGCAUUAUUAACAUUCAGCUUCUUAUUUUUCGGAGAAAUUCUUAACAUGACAGGUGGAGAAGUCGGUUUAGCCAUAACUCAAGCCACGGCAUUAACUGGAUUUUUGCAAUGGGGCAUGCGACAAUCCGCCGAAGUAGCCAAUCAAUUGAUGAGCGUCGAAAGGGUAUUGGAAUAUAAGAAUUUACAAAAAGAAACAGACCCUGUCAAUCCGAAAAAACCUUCUAAAGAGUGGCCGCAGCACGGGGAAAUUAUCUUUAAAAAUAUGAGUUUGAGAUACUUCGAAAACGGGCCGUUGGUAUUAAAGCAUCUGAAUUUAACCAUAAAACCGAAUGAAAAGGUUGGCGUUGUCGGUCGAACAGGAGCCGGAAAAUCUUCUUUAAUCCAAGCCCUAUUUAGACUAGCCCCUAUCGAAGGUAUCAUAAAAAUAGAUGACGUUAAUACGCAGGAGAUAACCUUGCAAAAUUUGCGUUUAAAAAUUUCCAUCAUCCCUCAAGAUCCCGUACUAUUUUCCGGUACUUUACGUUACAAUUUAGAUCCAUUCGAUGAAUAUACAGACGACGUCCUCUACAAAGCCAUCGAAGACGUCGAAUUAAAAGAUCCCGCCAACGUAAUCAAUAGAUUGGAGAAUAGGGUUAUGGAUAGAGGAGCGAAUUAUAGCGUUGGACAAAGACAACUGAUAUGUCUAGCUAGAGCUAUAAUAAAAAAUAAUAAAGUUUUGAUGCUAGACGAAGCUACAGCUAACGUAGACCCGCAAACCGAUGCUUUAAUUCAAAAAACUAUACGUAAAAAAUUUAUUAACUGCACCGUUAUAACCGUGGCUCAUAGAUUGAACACCAUCAUGGAUUCCGAUAAAGUAUUGGUGAUGGAUUCUGGUAAUAUCGCUGAGUUCGAUCAUCCCCAUCUUCUUCUGCAGAACAAAAACGGCGUUUUUUACAAUAUGGUGAUUGAAACUGGUAGAGCUACAUCGGAACAACUUAAAAAAAUCGCAGCUGACAGCUAUCAAAAAGUUUACGCCCUCCCAGAGUGAAAUAAAUGAAAUUUAUAAUCGUUUUUAUAUGGACACUGUGUAUAUAUCGAGUGAUAUUUUUAAUGUAUAUUAUUUUUUAUCAGGAUAUUGAAAAAAUGUCUAAUUUCAACUGAAUAAACUCUUAAUUAACAA
Diorhabda carinulata is the source of this 4316-nucleotide messenger RNA. RefSeq names its product ATP-binding cassette sub-family C member 4-like. The record is from RefSeq and is a predicted model, not a curated record. The transcript is spliced from 16 exons. Lineage: Eukaryota; Metazoa; Arthropoda; Insecta; Coleoptera; Chrysomelidae. Gene Ontology annotation, cellular component: membrane. Gene Ontology annotation, biological process: transmembrane transport. Gene Ontology annotation, molecular function: ATP hydrolysis activity; ATP binding; ABC-type transporter activity. The coding region runs from base 225 to 4184 and encodes 1319 amino acids.